UGUGGCAUGCUGGGAGUUGUGGUUUUGAACCUCCUGCCUAUUUCCUUCUCCUUUCCGCGGUACGCUGGGAGACGUAGUUCUUCCACUCCAGGUCCCUCCCCCUUCUCCCCCGUGCCUCAGUUCUUGUGUCAAGUUGCUCCCCCAGCUGGGCAUGAACGGGGCAGGAGAGCCUGAUCCUGGCAGCGGGGGCUACAAGAGACGCUACAGAGCCUUGAAGAGGAGGCUCAAGUUCCUGAUCUAUGAACAAGAAUGUUUCCAGGAAGAGCUGAGAAAAGCUCAAAGAAAACUCUUAAAAGUUUCACGGGAUAAAAGUUUUCUACUUGACCGCCUGCUCCAGUAUGAGAAUGUGGAUGAAGAAUCAUCAGACUCUGAGGCAACAGCCUCCUCUGACAAUAGUGAUGGGGAGAUGCCGAAGGGGACAGAGCCACAGUCGCUAAAGAGAAAACAAAGUCCCCAGCUUGGCAGUGCCUCGUCCCCUUCAUCUUCAGGCCUUUCCCUCCAGCCAACCUCUGGUUUUGGGCUCCCAGCUUCAGGGGCACCAUCCCCUUACUUGACCUCUCUGGCCUCACCCCCUUAUGCUCCCUUCCCCUCUGACUACUUGGCGCUAGGGCCUGAGACUGGCCCUCCCCAACCUGAUGCCAACGCUGGCCGUUCUGCCAGGCGGCCCCCAAGGCCCCGCAAACUCAAGCUCCCGCUGCCCCCCACCUCCCACUCUGACUGUUCAUCUGUAGUAGUGGGGUUACCCUUUCCUUCACCCCGUGGGACCCCCAAGCUGCCGCCGCCUACCAUCCUCAGCACAGUGCCCCAUCAGAUGUUCAGUGAUACAGGGGAGGGAAGCGGUGAAGACCCCUUGGAUGGAGACGAUGAAUUGGUAAUUGACAUUCCUGAGUGACGUUGGCGAGCUGCGCACCCUCUUCAAAGGACACAGGCCUCUCAGUGGUGUGCGUGGGGUUUGUGCCCACACAAAUUUUAUUUUUUUGUUUACAGACUCCAAAAAACAUGCAAACCAGUCAAUAAAU
Molecule: messenger RNA, 1019 nt
Organism: Rhineura floridana
Lineage: Eukaryota; Metazoa; Chordata; Lepidosauria; Squamata; Rhineuridae
Gene: INO80E
Product: INO80 complex subunit E
Exons: 7
Coding region: 152-892 (246 amino acids)
Biological process (GO): chromatin remodeling
Cellular component (GO): Ino80 complex; nucleus
Source: RefSeq, a predicted model, not a curated record